This is a messenger RNA of Serendipita indica DSM 11827, 1536 nucleotides long. NCBI's taxonomy places the organism in Eukaryota, Fungi, Basidiomycota, Agaricomycetes, Sebacinales, Serendipitaceae. The record is from the annotation of a GenBank genome assembly.
AUGGCCACCUUCCCUCAAUCUCUCUCGCUUUCUGCCUCGCACACCUGGGCCGCUGGGGUCGUCAUUGCAGGCCUGGUAACUUGGUAUCUGGCGUCGAACACCAACGAAGCAAAAGCAAGACGAGCUGGUGCUGUCCUCGGUCCUGGACCAAAGCGAGCCCUCUUGGUGGGCAAUCUCUUCAACUUUCCGAAGGGAAGAUGGUAUGAGGCAUUCACCCAAUGGGCACAUGAGUAUGGGGACUUGGUGUACAUUGACGUCGCUGGGCUUCCGAUGGUUAUUUUGAACUCACUCGAGGCAAUCCAUGAAUUGACGGAUAAAAGAAUGAACAUUCACUCGAAUCGACCUAAUCCUACGCUGGUCUGUGACAUUAUGGGAUAUAGCUUCUUUCUGCCAUUCUUGCAGCCCGACAAGGAUUUCACCGAACAAAGACGUCUCUUUCAGAAGGCGAUAGGUCCUCGCGUUGUGCACGAAUACGAUUCGUUUGUGCAACAGGGUUGCUCUGAACUACUGCAACGGCUCGACGGAUUUUCUGGCGAACCGCUUGAAGCGCUAGUCAAGACAGUGGGUGAUGUGCUCACUCGAAUGGCCUAUGGAGAGUAUUUCUUUGUGCAUCAUGGGCAGGAAGCUAUUCAGAAGAACGUCCAGGGACUUGAACUACUCUCGUCGGCAAGCGCCAAGCUUUGGCUUGUCGACGUGAUACCUGCUUUACGCUACAUACCAGCGUGGUUCCCUGGGGCAACGUUCAAACGAGUUGGUAACCAAGGGAGAAUCUACGCAGAUGCUAUCCGGUAUUGGUCCUUCGAUCAAGUCAAAGCUGCUUUGUCUGCAGGAAUCACGGAUGAAUCUAUCACUUCCAAAUACUUGGACGAGGGUGGUAUCUCUGAAAGUACCGUCCGAGAUGCAAUGUCGGCAAUGUAUGGUGCGGGAGUUGAUACGACGACUUCAACACUCGCCCAUUUCUUGUUCUGCAUUACUUUGUACCCAAACUGGCAGAAGCGGAUUCAAGGGGAGAUGGAUCGAGUACUCGGGCGGGGCAACACGCCAACAAUAGACGACAUCCCGAAACUGACGAUGCUUAAUGCUUUUGUCAGAGAGACUCUUCGAUGGCUUCCAGUCGCGCCACUUGGUCUCCCUCAUCCCUCUUUGUUACACACGUACUCACCCAUCCCAGGGUUUGUUCUCAGGGACCCUCGAAUAUGGGGAAAGGAUAGCGAAGACUUCAAUCCUAACCGCUUCCUUCCGGAGCAUAAUCCGUCGGUAGAUGAACUUCCAGAUGUUUGGAGCAUUCCGUUUGGGUUUGGACGACGUAUCUGUCCUGGACGCCACCUUGCGCAGCGUACGCUGCUCUUCUACGCGGCAGCCAUGCUUUCUUCGUACGAGGUACUCCCAUAUGAGGAGGAACAUCUGAUGCCAAAUUGGCCCUUUGAGGAUGCUGUCAUCAGGUCUGUAUCAGUUCGUCUUCAGUCCCUGAGCCUGACCCCCGUCGAGACGUGUAUCUCACUUCCGCUGCACAUUCAAGCCACGUGCAUGAAGUGA